AUGUAUAUAGACGCGUUCAAACGGAUCCUCUUUGAAAGGCUGAACUGCUUGAAGAGAAUGUGUGUGUGUCAGCGACAAGGCAGCUCAUUUGCCAUGUCUAAGACAGCGGUGAAGAAGCUGCACUGGCGCUCCAGAGUGCAGGACAGCUUCGUCCCCUUGCUGGGCUCGUCGGGGGAGCUCGGGGUCGGCGGAGGAGCCGACUACGGAGAGUUUCCCUUUGUCACGUCAGCUCCGGGGGGCGGACUCACAGUGGGGGACAUCAUCCUAGAGAUUGGGGGAACACCUGUGCUGGGCAUGACAUUAGGAGAUGUCCGUGGUUGUCUCAACUCCUGCCCCCAUCCCAUCCGCAUCAAAACUGUGGCACCAGGCUCCACAUUGUGCAAGGAUCUCAGGUUGUAUCUGAGUAAGUGCUUCACACCCGGAUCAGUGGACAGCCAGCUUCAGCAGGUCAUCCGAGAGAACCUCUACCUCCGCGCCGUACCUUGUACAACCAGGCGUCCCAGAGACGGAGAAAUCUCAGGGAUCGACUACAACUUUGUCUCCAUCGAGGAGUUCUUCUCCCUGGAGGAGUCAGGAGCGCUGCUGGAGAGCGGGAAGUUUAAAGGGAAUUAUUACGGGACGCCUCGGCCCGUCCACAUCAGCUCGGACAGCCCCCCCAUCACCUACCAGGAACACCGCAACCUGCUCAGGAAGUUCCGCACACGCAGCAAAUCGCUCAGCAACCUGGAGAAGGCGGUGGAGGGGGGGGAAAACAGCGAGGACGACUCGGGGGGCUCUGCAGGUCUGAGCAGCAGCUUCCGACCCAGCCACCGCUCCCCCGGUCGACCCCGGGCCUCCAGCAGCGGGGGGGAGGGAAGUCCCAUCGUGAACGGGAUCAUCCUCAGCAGGAGCGGAGCCAGGGUCCGAGCUGUGAUGCCUGAUCACUGGGAGCAGGCCUUCAGUGAUCCAGGAGACUCUCAUUACAUAGAUCGCAACCCGAAGACGAGCAGCUGGCAGAGUCCUCGAGCCUCCAGCAGGGAGACGGUCUACAAGAACGAAUGGUUCACGGAUCAGCCCGAGGAGCUCCGGGGUUUCCCUGUGCACACGCUUCUGACCAAGGGCUCCCGGGGGUUUGGUUUCAACAUCGUGGGCGGCAGCCGGCUGAGGGAGUUCCUCCAGAUCUACAGUGUGACGUCCAGCGGACCUUCAGCUCUCAAGACAGCGGACAUCCUGGUCUACAUCAAUGACGCCUGUGUGCUGGGCGUGUCUCACAAGGAGGUGGUGGAGAUGCUCAAGUCGGUGCCUGUCGGCCACAGUGUGGAUGUGGAGGUCAGGAGAGGUUACCCCAUGCUCUAUAACCCCGACGGCAUCCCCAAGCACCCCCCGCCGAGGCUAAUGGACAACGGCGAGCCCAUCCUGCCCCCCACCACCACCCAGCCUCACCAGCUACCUCGCCUCCACACCCCCACCCCCCAGUACUUCACCUUCAACGGCGUCCACAGCGAGAGGAGCUACAUGGAACCGGGGGUGACUCUGGACGCCAACGGGAACGCCAUGUCGUACGCCAUCAGGCAGCCGCCGCCGUACCGACGCUCCAGCAUGAGCAACGCCGCCUCCUCGCCCCCCCUGCGCCCCCCCCGCUCCCUGAGGAGUAUAGCCCGGCUGCAGUCGCUCGACCAGAACCUGGCGAGCCAGAGCGACAGUGAAGUGGUUUCUGCGAUCGGCUCACACAGGGCUUCAAUGGUCCGUAACCACAACAACAACUCACUCUCGACACCCCCCCAUCCCAUACGGUACGGCACGUCCAAGUCGUCAGAGAGCGACCUGUCCACCUGCACGCUGUCGGGGUCCCGGCUGCCCCUCCCCCAGUCGCCCAGGAGGCCGGGGUCCUCGCCCUGCGGCCCCCGGGGCGCCCAGUCCCACGUCUUCAGACAGCAGACCUCCCAUCUCAGGCCUCCUCCCGCCUCUGACAGCCCCUACCACCGUGGCAUCAGCGGUUUCCAUGGCAACACCAGCCCAACUGCCAGCCCGGGCAGCGUGUCCUCUCCCGGGGGGGUGAGUGUGGGCAGCGGAGGAGAGCUGGUGCCCGUGGCCUUGGCUCAGGCUGAAGGAGACAGAGGCCUCGGCUUCAGCGUGACGGCCGGCGGCCACGGAGGCAGGAUGACCAUCGUGAAACGAGUCUGGGACAGGAAGCAGUGCAACUCUCUGCAGCCAGGGGACGCUAUCGUCAAAAUCAACGGAGCUGAUAUCCAGAGUCUGAGCUUUUCACAGGUACAAACAGUUCUCCAGGAACACACCAGACAGGGAGAAGUCGUCUUACUGGUUUACAGAGGAGGCAUCUAUCACUCCACCGUCUCGCCCGGCUCAGCUCUGAGACUCCCCCCGCCUCUCCUCCGCCCCCCUCCUCCACCCGCUGGCUCCGAUGACUCCAGUCUUCUUCCAGAAACUCUGCCUCUGCCCCGGACCUCCAGGAGCACUCCUUCCUCUCCCGCCCGGACGCGCUCCUCCCUCGUUCAGAGCACCAGCUUCCUGGAGUCGAUUCCAGUGACCCUGACCAUGGAGCCCAAGGACUGGCUCAACACGGGCCUGGAGGACGAGGCGGGUGGCGUCACGCUGCCUGACUCGGGUCUGGCGAGACAGGCGGGCGAGCAAAUCCGACCUCUGCGAGGGUUCGACGUGGAACUCAGGAGAAAACCAGGAGAGGGCUUCGGGUUCGUCAUCGCCUCUCAGGACGUGGAGAACGGCAAAGGUGAGAGUCAACAAAGAGCCAUGCUGGAGCGACUGCAGUCCGCUUUGAAAACUGUGAAGGAGUCUAAACCUGCUUCUCUCCUCCCUCACCGGUUCGUGACGGUGCGGCGAGGCAGCCCAGCGGCGAAGAGCGGUCAGAUCCGACCCGGGGAUCGGCUGGAGGCGGUGGAGGGACGCUCCGUGGUCACGCUGCCUCAUCGGGAGCUCGCUCAGAUCCUUCGCCGGGUGGGAAACUCGCUGCGGCUCACCAUCAUCCCCCGGCCCAGCACCUACUCCUCAAGCCUCUCAGAAACAAAUGAAUAUGACCCCACCCACAAAAGCAGGAAAGGUCAGAGGUCACGUCCAAAGCGGGACUCCAGAUAUUACAGCACGGACCUGGACCGCGGCCCCUCCGGCUUCGGCUUCAGCCUGCGGGGGGGCAGCGAGUACAACAUGGGCCUAUACGUCCUUGGACUGAUGGAGGGGGGGCCGGCCUCCCGGAGCCAGAAAAUGCAGGUGAGCGAUCAGCUGGUGGAGAUCAACGGGGACAGCACGGCCGGGAUGACCCACAGCCAGGCCGUGGAGCAGAUCCGCCGGGGGGGGCACCGCAUCCACCUGGUGCUCAAGAGAGGCAACGGCUACGUGCCCGACUAUGUGGAGCUCUCCAGUUUGUCUCUAUGUAUGACCAACUCCAAGCUAGGCGAGCCUUGCUUCUAUGUCAUUGGACGGACAGAGAAUACGCGGUUGGUAAUGGUUCCUGCCAUGAGCGCAGACUCACCCCCUCCUCCCUCCUGCAUCACCCCAAGAAGCAGAGUUUGGCUGCAGUAG
Messenger RNA from Limanda limanda (common dab), 3534 nucleotides. RefSeq names its product membrane-associated guanylate kinase, WW and PDZ domain-containing protein 2 (gene magixb). Gene Ontology annotation, biological process: signal transduction. The record is from RefSeq and is a predicted model, not a curated record. Gene Ontology annotation, molecular function: protein binding. Gene Ontology annotation, cellular component: cytoplasm. Bases 1 to 3534 code for a protein of 1177 amino acids. The transcript is spliced from 19 exons. NCBI's taxonomy places the organism in Eukaryota, Metazoa, Chordata, Actinopteri, Pleuronectiformes, Pleuronectidae.